Molecule: messenger RNA, 390 nt
Organism: Dracunculus medinensis (Guinea worm)
Lineage: Eukaryota; Metazoa; Nematoda; Chromadorea; Rhabditida; Dracunculidae
Source: the annotation of a GenBank genome assembly
AUGGGCUUUCGCGUGACGCAUUUGCUUCGUUGUUCUUUUAAAGGUCUAUGCGCAAACGAAUCGUCGUCAAAAGUCCCAGUUAAAUAUGCAGUAAAAGAACGUGGACGAGUUGCUUGGUGGCGGAGAGCUGUAUACAAUGCGCCAGUUGUAAGUCCACUUGAACGAGGGGUCGAUUUCACAUUUCAAGAUGGUCGUCCAGUUUUUGCUACUUCACAGCGUGAUCUUAAUAGAAAGUUAAAACAGAUUGAAUUAGGGAAAAAAAUCGUCAAAUUAUUGGAGGAAAUGAAAACAGCUGAAAUACUGUGGCUGGAAUCCGUUGAAAGUGAGCAACAAAAAGAAGAAGAAAUCAAUCGAUGGCGACCUUUGGAAAAGGGGCAAAAUGAGCUUUAA